GUCUUUCAAGUCAGCUGUCUAAUUUGCACAGUCGCAGUGAUACAAUAAAUUUAUUGUGGUUUUGAUUAUAAAUCUAGUUUUAACACAAGAAACUGACCUUGUGGUCGUAUGUUAUUUAUUUUUUGUAUCAAACAGUUACUACAAUAUAUUAGAUGUCAGUGAAAAACACAACAAACUGCCAAUAGUGUUUUCGUGAGAAGAUUAUUAUUACAGGUACACCAUGGACUGGAGGACUUCCUUACUUCUCUUCGCGUUAAUAUACUUCGCUGACGGAUAUUCGAAAUAUGGGCGCACUUGCAGAGACAUUGGGUGUCUUAACAGCGAAGUGUGUGUGUUAGCAGAGGACGCGUGUUCCUUCGGACAGACAUCCAACUGUGGAACAUAUCCCACCUGCAAGAAGAAGUCCCAAGUUGAAGGAUCGCACUCCGAGCCAGCUAAGCCGUCAGCUCCGAAGCCAGUGCCGCAGUCACCGACUAGAGACGACUCUCCGCCGAGCUAUCCCGCCCCCGCCCCGCCCACUAACAACAACUCGCCGUAUGGUGGCAGCGGUGGGAGCACUUUCGGUGGCAGCGGUGGGAGCACUUUCGGUGGCUCCAACCCAUAUGGUGGCAGCGGUGGGAGCACCUUCGGAGGCUCGAACCCCUACGGUGGAAGCAGCCCCUACGGUGGUAGCAACCCCUACGGUGGCAACUCGCCGUAUGGAGGUCAUUCUAGCGGGGGAAAUUCUCCGUAUGGAGGCAACUCACCUUAUGGCGGCAGCUCGGGCGGCUCCACUUUUGGAGGAUCCAACCCGUACGGUGGCACUGGGGGAUCAACUUUCGGAGGCUCCAACCCCUACGGUGGAAACUCGCCCUACGGAGGCAGUUCGCCCUACGGCGGAUCUUCGAACCACGGCGGCUCCAGUUCCACUGGCGGUUUCGGUUUUGGAGGCUCCGGAGGCAAGAGUCCAGUAGACAGCAUCCUGAGCACGCUGAACAACUUCGCCAAGGGCCAGGGUGGCCAGGGCGGAUCCCUCUCCAGCAUCUUCGGCAACGUCCUCGGUAAUUUGUCCAAAAGCGGCAAUCUGAAUAGCCUCUUCAACACCAGGCCCAUCAUGGAGAAUCCCAACUACUCGUCAUACUCUAACCCCCGAAAUUCUCCAUCAGGCAACCCGCCGGUGCAGCCGCCCAACCAGAAUAGGAAUUACAACAAGAAUUACGCCCAACACAGUGGCGCCACCACUAAUAAGCCGGUUUCCUACGGCUGGAACGUUGGCGUGACAAUGCUUGUGACGUACCUCAUACAACAGUACUUCCAGUGUUUUACCGUCUGAUACUAUUUAUUGUGCCUUAACAUUGUUUAAAUGUUCUAAUAAAUGUUACCAUAAUA
Messenger RNA from Aricia agestis (brown argus), 1368 nucleotides. It is a transcript of the gene Mnr, whose product is annotated as keratin, type I cytoskeletal 9-like. The record is from RefSeq and is a predicted model, not a curated record. Bases 221 to 1312 code for a protein of 363 amino acids. The transcript has 5 exons. NCBI's taxonomy places the organism in Eukaryota, Metazoa, Arthropoda, Insecta, Lepidoptera, Lycaenidae.